AUGGGGGAUGACUUUGAUUGUCAUUCUUGCAAGGAUUCCCUCCUUGGCAAGAAAUACAUCUUGCGAGAGAGCAACCAGUAUUGUACCAAGUGCUAUGACAAUCUCUACUCCAAUACAUGUGAAGACUGCAAGAAACUAAUUGGGAGUGAUUGCAAGGAUUUGUCCUACAAGGAUCUUCACUGGCAUGAACAGUGCUUCAAGUGUGCCAAGUGUGGACACUCUCUUGCGGAGAAACCUUUUUCUACCAAGGAAGAUAGCCUCCUGUGCAUGGAAUGCUAUUCUGAUGAGUACUCUUCAAAAUGUUUCACCUGCAAAAAGACCAUCAUGCCUGGGUCUCGUAAAGUGGAAUACAAGGGAAACAUCUGGCAUGAAGCAUGCUUUGUCUGUGAACGCUGCCGGCAGUCAAUAGGAACCAGGACUUUUAUUACUAAGGAAAAUAAUAGCUACUGCGUAUCCUGCUAUGAGAAGCAGUUUGCACACUCCUGCUCGUCCUGCAAGAAGCCAAUAAUGACUGGAGGUGUGAGUUACCAUGACCGCCCAUGGCACAGGAAAUGCCUGCUGUGUACUGGAUGCAAAAUGCAGCUGGCGGGGAACCGCUUCACCUCAAGGGAUGACUUCCCUUAUUGCCUGGAUUGUUUCACCAAACUCUACACCAAGAAGUGCGUUGCCUGUUCCCAAGCAAUUGCUGGUCUUGGAACCUCAAAGUACAUCUCAUUUGAGAACUGCCAAUGUCACAAUAACUGCUCCAAAUGCAAGAACUGUGCCAGUUCCUUGGUUUGCUCUGGAUUUCUCUCAAAGCAUGGUGAAGUCGUUUGUCCUGCAUGUGGUCGAGACAUUUAG
Mobula hypostoma (lesser devil ray) is the source of this 840-nucleotide messenger RNA. Its product is annotated as four and a half LIM domains protein 2-like. Lineage: Eukaryota; Metazoa; Chordata; Chondrichthyes; Myliobatiformes; Myliobatidae. The record is from RefSeq and is a predicted model, not a curated record. Gene Ontology annotation, molecular function: transcription coregulator activity. Gene Ontology annotation, cellular component: Z disc; nucleus. Bases 1 to 840 code for a protein of 279 amino acids. The transcript is spliced from 5 exons.